Molecule: messenger RNA, 6334 nt
Organism: Falco peregrinus (peregrine falcon)
Lineage: Eukaryota; Metazoa; Chordata; Aves; Falconiformes; Falconidae
Gene: ANKRD16
Product: ankyrin repeat domain 16
Exons: 9
Coding region: 167-1282 (371 amino acids)
Molecular function (GO): protein binding
Source: RefSeq, a predicted model, not a curated record
GGCUCUUCCGGGUUCGGACGAGGAGGGGGGAAACGCUGCUGGGGCCGAGAGAAACCUUCCCGGAGUUUGUUUGCCGUCACCCUCUCUGUGUCGGGGGUGACAUCACGCUGCCACGUAUUGCCACGCGUGACGUCACGCUAGCCCAGCAGAGCGCCGAUCUCUAGCCAUGGCGGAGGGGGAGACUCGGCCAAGGCUGCUCCUCCGGCUGGUGCAGGAGGGACGGCUGGACCUCCUCCGGGAUGAGCUGGGGCCAGACAACAUGCUGAGCACAGAGGUGCAGAGCCGGCGCUAUGGGCGCUCAGGGGACACACUGCUGCACCACGCUGCCCGAUAUGGGCACCAGGAUGUCCUUGCCUACCUGGUAGAGGUGCUGGGGAUGGAUAUUGAGGUGUUCAAUAGUGACUACAAAAGACCCCUCCACGAAGCAGCCUCCAUGGGCCACGGGGAGUGUGUCUCCUACCUCCUGGAGAAAGGCGCGAACAUAGACUGCUUGAAAAAGGCAGACUGGACUCCCCUAAUGAUGGCUUGCACUAGGCAAAACCUGGAGGUGAUCAAAGUUCUCGUGGAGCAUGGAGCCAACCCACUGCUGAAGAAUAAGGAUGGCUGGAAUUGCUUCCACAUUGCGAGCCGGGAAGGCCAUCCCCAGGUCCUCCGGUACCUGCUGGACGUAUCCCCAGGCAGCUGGGACACGGAGAGCACAAUAAAGAGAACACCUCUGCACACAGCAGCAAUGCAUGGCUGUUUUGAUGUUGUGGAGCUGCUCCUGGAGCGGUGCCAGUACAAACCUGACAGUAGAGACAAAUGUGGAGUCACUCCCUUUAUGGAUGCUAUCCAGAACGGACAUGUCAACAUUGCCCGCCUGCUCCUGGAAAAACACCAGGCCUGUCCUACAGCUGUGGAUGCGCUGGGCGCUCAACCUCUGCACCGGGCAGCUGUCACGGCCCAGGAUGAAGCCAUCCAGUUCCUUGUCUCUGAGCUGGGUGUUGAUGUCAAUGGGAAAGCAAUGGCCUUCCAGCUCACAGCACUGCACUAUGCAGCCAAGGAAGGACACACACACACCAUCAAGACACUGCUGUCCCUUGGUGCUGAUGUCCAUGCAAAGGAUGGGAAGAGCCGUUCUGCUCUGCAUGCAGCGUGUGCUGGGCAGCAGGCAGAUGCUGCACGGAUCCUGCUCCACGCUGGGCUGCAGGACGCCCCGGAUAGCACGGGCACACUGGCAUGGCAGCUUGCGAGGAAGCCAGAUGUCAUCCAGGUUUUCCAGGAAACAAACAUCAGCACAUGAGAUGUAAUGGGGAAAAAGAGAAGCCUGUUUUAUUUCAGCGUGGGCGGAACUUCACCUCUUCUUGUGCAGCACCCAGCACAUCCAAACAGCUGAGACUGCAGCUGCCCAAUACAUAAUUACCGAAGGAGCAUGCCCCAUGAGCCACUGCUAGAUGACCUUCUGGGGACCUGCAUGGCUUCAGCCCCCUGGAGCCUGCCUAGCUCUUGCUGCGGUGUUUCUGUACGGUUGGACAUCCUGAAGGAGAAGAUCCACCUGGAUCGUUGAUUUUUAUAGCCCUUAAUGGACUUGCUCUCCACUAAUACCUGAAGUCACUUUAAGCAGCCACCUCUUUCAAUAGCCCCUGAGAGGGGCUGGCUGCGGUGCAGUGUGAGCAAGCCCUUGGGGACUCUUCCCUCAUCAGGUUUGAGCUGCAGAGGACAAGUGCGGGGAGUGUACAAGCUGCAUCAACUUCUUAAAUCCUUUUUGUAGCCCAAGCCUGAUCCCAAAGGCUGCUGAAAUGAAUACUAAGACCUCAACCUUGCGAUGACAUCAAGGGUCUUUGGAUCAGACUAAAAAAGAGGUAUUUGUUAUUCCAGACAGUCUUGUUGGCACUUCUCACUAAUGAAUUUUACAAAAAAAAAAAUCUGCUCUUUGAAGUGUUUGGAGAAAUGCCUUAAUAUUUAAUGUAGCCAGUAAGUCUCUAACAGCCUGGAAUACACAUAAAGGUAAGAGCUGCUGUAGUUGUUUGGUUUAUUUGUAUGUAUCUGCAAUUAUAAAUUCAGAUUUGCAUAGAAACAUGGCACACCUCAGUCUACGUGUAAUGUCAAGAUGUAAAAAACAAUGGGAUUCUGCAGUUUUGGUGAUAACAGAUGCUAAAAAUCAGACAGGCCUAUGACAGAACAAGCUAGGUUUUGCUCUGCCCAAGCUGUUGUGCUCACGUCAUGGUCUGAUGCAUGACCGAUGUGCUCCCGGCUGGGUUUAAGACGAUACUGAGCUCUGUUUGAUUGAGAAAUUCCCACCCUGCAGUUCCUGGAGCCGAAUUUGCUGCGACAGUCCUAAGCCAGAGUGACAGCAGUGCUGCACUUCUCUCCAGUUAAACAGCCUUUAGAGCAGAGUUAGGGCCUCCUCCCCUCUGCCAGCUUGCGUUGCAUGAGAAGAGAGAGGGGGUGUGCUCACAAAAAUAAUUUGGGGGGCUGCCAGAGGGAGCUGAUAGCUUGCAAGAAGCGGAGAAGCAGGGUUCAGUAGAACCUUAAGACUCUUCCAAACAUGCCUGUAAAGACCUGCUUUUUGCCAGUCUUCCCCUGUCUUGUUUCUCCAUUUAUGAAGAAGGUUCUUUUCCACCAGGUAAGAAAAACAAAUUAAUGCUAGAAGGCACUAACAGUGCAGAGUGGUGGGAGCCAUAUCAGUCCCUGGGCAGGCAAGGAAGUGGCUUUAUUCCUCUAAAGAUCCCGAAUCCUUACAUAAAUCUAGCCCUGGCCUCCAUACAGCAAGCAGCAAUACUGCAACCCAGUAAAUGCAAGCGCCUGCUUUAUUCCCACUCUUUAUGAUUUUAGCAAACCGUGAAGUAGCUGGUUCCCCUCAAUAUCCCUGCUAACGAACUCAGUUUGUGAGUCUAAGCUUUUAUGAGAAAGCAAGUGAAAAUGUUUUCAAAUGUCUGUCUAGUUCUCCUGGUCAUGGCAAACACCUUGAAAACACAAAAGGGAAUUUACAUUAAUUUGGAAGUGCUUUAUGAUUUCUGAAGCCUUCUGGACAGUAGCAGAGGGCCUGUCCACCUGGGACAGGAAGCUCAGACACUGUGCUGUCAUCUAAAAGCAAAAUGUAUUGGCACGUCUCCAGCACUGUCUUUUAUUUACCCUUCUUUUAAUUCUGCCCCUCGGACAACAAAAAGAUGCACAGUAACAAACUGGCUGUUGUUAUCACAGAUGAUCAGGAUCAAAAGGAUGUUAGAAAAGGAACAUGUAUUCACCUUUAUGCCUGCAAGAUUUUCCUGGGGAAGAGCCUUUGCUGUCUGUCUUGCUGUUUCUGCUGUUGCUUACUCACUGCAAGGUUGGAGUGAGGGGUCAGGACGCUUUUGUGCCCUGCAAAAGUGUGCUGCAAAAUGCUGGGAAGAGCUCGGCAGUGCUAGACUCUGUGUGUGUGUGAACCCCCAUCUCAUUCCCAGCAGACGUCUCACACGGAGAGACAGCUUGGGCGCCUGGUCCCUGGGGAAGCAGCCCAGGAGCUGGGCUCCGUGCCACGUGGCACUGAAGGCAGCUUGGAGCAGAGCCUGGCAGCUGGUGCACAGCUUUGGUGCUGUCCUGUUAUGCCACCUCUUCCAUCUUCAGCGCCGUCGGUUGCCAGGGGCCCUGCAAAUACUCUGGUCCUGCAGCCACAGAAGAGAAGACCUAGUGCCUUCGUCUUGUUGGAUGUGGCCAAGCUACAGUCAGGGUAAGCAGAAGCAUCUGGAUAGGUAGGAAAUCAUGUUGCAAUGCUGUCAGGGCUUGCUGGGAGACCUUAUAGGAAGGGAGGGCAUUUUGCUUUUAAAUAGAUUUUGCUCUGGAGGUUGCACACACACCUCCCUCCGCAAAUUCACAAGCACCAAAGAAAUUCAUGCCUGGGUGGUCAAGCAAUUUUCCUUCCGAUGAUCCAGAGGAUGAGGGACUGCAGCUAUUGCAUCCUCGUCACAUCUCCUAGGCUCUUCUUAGGUUGGCGAUCCUGUAUUGGUUUUGGAUGUUCCUUUUUGUACCUCUUAGGAGCUGGUGGUGAUUUUCACUCCAUGCCGUUCCCCUUCUCCGUGAGUUACAAGGAUUCACUCUCUGGCUGUUGUCUCUCAAUGCUGGUGUCCCAACUAGCUGCUGGUAGACGUAAGCCAAGAGCCUGAGGACCUGCUGACCAUGAUGCAUCACCAUCAACUGUUUUGCCAUCUCUUUUCCUGCCUUCCACUGCUUCCACAGCCAGACCUUCCUGCUCAUCCUCCAUCCAGGACACUCUCAAUAUUCUACUGCAGGUACUUCCAUAUAGAAUCAUAAAAUGGUUUGGGUUGGAUGGGACUGUAAAGAUCAUCUAGUUCCAGCCCCCUUCCAGGGACAGGGACACCUUCCACUAGACCAGGUUACUCCAAGCCCCGUCCAGCCUGGCCUUGAACACUUCCAGGGAUGAGGCAGUGACAGCUCCUCUGGGCAGCCUGUGCCAGUGCCUCACCACCCUCACAGUAAAGUGUUUCUUCCUAAUAACUAAUCUAAAUCUACCCUAUUUUACAUUAAAACCAUUUCCCCUUGUGCUAUUGCUACGGGCCCUACUAAAAAGUCUGUCCCCAUCUUUCUUACAAGCCCCUUUAGGUACUGGAAGGCCGCUCUAAGGUCUCCUCGGAGCCUUCUCUCCUCCAGGCUGAACAGCCCCAGCUCUCUCAGCCUGUCUGCCUAGGAGAGGUGCUCCAGCCCUCUGUCAUCUUCAUGGCCUCCUUUGGCCUUGCUCCAACAGGUCCAUGUUCUUAUGCUGGGGGCCCCAGAGCAGACACAGCACUGCAGGUGGGGACUCAAGGAGAGCAGAGGGGGAGGAUCACUUCCCUCAACCUGCUGGCCACGCUGCGUUUGGUGCAGCCCAGGAUAUGAUUGGCUUCCUGGGCUGCAAGCGCACAUUGCCAGGCCAUGUCGAGCCUCUCAUCCACCAGCAUCCCCAAGUCCUUCUCCUCAGAGUUGCUCUCAAUCCAUUCUCCACCCAGCCUGUAUUGACUCUGGGGGUGCCCCAACCCAGGUGCAGGACCUUGCACUUGGCCUUGUUGAACUUCAUGAGGUUUGCACGGGCCCACCUCUCAAGGCCCCUCUGGACAGCAUCCCUUCCCUCCUGCGUGUUGACUGCACCACUCACUUGGCAUCGUCGGCAAACUUGCUGAGGGUGCGCUCGAUCCCACUGUCUGUGUAGCUGACAAAGAUGUUGAACAUUGCCAGUCCCAGUAUGGACCCCUGAGGAACGCCACUCAUCACUGGUUCUCCACUUGGACACCAAGCUGCUGACCGCAACUCUUUCAGUGCGACCAUCCAGCCCCUUCCUUAUCUACCACGUGGUCCAUUCAUCAAAUUCAUAUGUCUCUUGCUUAGAGACAAGGAUGUCAUGCAGGAGAGUGUCAAAAGCUUUGCUUAAGUCUGUAAAUGUCACCAUCUUACUGCCUGUCUGCUGGUGCUGCUUGCUCCUUUUGUGCUUUCCUGCUGAUGGCUCUGCACCACCAACACCCUGUAAAUUCAGAUACCUUUUUUUUUUUUUCUUACCUGGGUGUGAACAAGCAUUGUGCAAGACACAGAGCCCAGCUGUGCCUGUGUGGAGCAGGAAACCUACAGUCCAUCGAUGAGCAGCGUUCACCUUGGUGCUGGCAGGUCCGAUUCCCCUGGGGCCAUGCAGGCACCUUCGUCUCUCCAGGCUUUGCUCUUCCAAGUAUUAAAAUAAUUCAAAAGCAGGUGCUCUGCUUCCCAUCUGAGCUGGCAUGACAAAGUUUCAGGCAUUUGACAGAGCUUCACUGGGUUCUUCACCAACCGUGGCAUGCCACCGUCUGCCUUGUGUGUCCUGGUAGAUAUGAGAGACGUAGCCAUAUGAUCAAAUUAAGAUGUCUUAAGCCUUGCGGGUGUCUAAUCCAUGCUGGCGGCCCCAAGGCGCAUAAGCAGCUUUGCCGCGGCUGCUGUAUAAGUGCUCCCUCCCUGGCUCACUCGCCUUCUUCGGGAUGCUGAUCCACGGGGGGCGUUAAAACCAGCACACAGCCGGGAAAUUCCUGCCUUGCUUCAAGGAAGUGGUGGGUGGCAGAGACAGGGUAGCGGCAAGGAUUAAAAAAACCUCUUAAAUGCAAAAAUCAGAGCUCAAAUCUUCUGAAAAAACGCGCUGGCUCCUUUGCGUCACUGCUGCGCUGUGGUUUUGUGGUGGAUGGGGGGGAUUUGCUACACCAAACGUGAUCCUGGAUGAGAGGAAAAACUCUUUUCUUCACAUGUUUUGGGGUGAAAAGGGGGAAAUGUGAGAGGUGCCACGUGCAAGUGAAACCUGCGUUGGGGAAGUAUAAAUACUCUGUAAUGAUCAUUGUUUGUUGCAAUAAUUAACUGCUUUUUAUAAUAA